UAUGCGAUUCUGAAUAGCAGAAAGCUUAUUUGAGCUUUUACUGUAUAUAGGUAUAUCAAACAUAUACGAGCGACAGUAAAAUUUUGACGUGACACGUUAUAAAAUCGGAGUCGACUACACAAUCACACGGCGGCUUUGUUUUAUUUGCAUAAAUAUUAGAUCACGCGUAUACGUAAACUUGUUUUUCUUUGUGCCUACUUACUUGCUAUUUGUUUGUUGAUCAGCUGAUCUGAUCAUCGGAUAACUUAUCACGUUCAAAAAACGAAAACUGUCAUAAAUAAUAUAAGCAAAUGUGUUUACACAGCAAAUUCUCUUGGUAGUUGUUAGUAUUCAGUUGUUUUUACUGUUCACCAAUUUUUGCUGUACGAUUUCUUAUUGAGACCCUUUGAGGGACGGAUCUCCCCCCAAAAAGUAAAUUAUAGUUACCAGCAUCAAACAUGAGGAGAAAACCAGGAGUAGGAGCAAUCCACAAACAAAAGUUUGAACAAGAGCGGUACAAAGAUAAGGGCACAGAACUGCAAGAAAAUCAAUUUGAACAGAUGACCAAACAAAUGGAAACGUUUCGAGUAAAUCUAGAAGAGUUUGCCUCGAAACACAAAAAUGAAAUUAAGAAGAAUGCACAGUUCAGGAGACAGUUUACAGAAAUGUGUGCAUUAAUCGGAGUUGAUCCUUUGGCAUCAGGGAAAGGUUUUUGGUCAGUUCUUGGCAUUGGAGACUUUUAUUACGAAAUCGCGGUUCAAAUUGUGGAAGUGUGUCUAGCAACAAAUUACAAAAACGGUGGCUUGAUUUCGUUGGAUGAACUGAGAGACAGACUAGUUCACGCUAGGGGAAGACGCAAAGAACAUCAAGAAAUAACGAACGAAGACUUACUGGCGUCUGCAAAAAAGUUGAAAAUUUUGGGCAAUGGAUUUUCCGUUGUACCCAUCAGUAAGGGCAAAUAUCUGGUUCAGUCGAUUCCAGGAGAAUUAAGCAUGGACCAUACGGCAGUCUUACAACAGACAAGCAAUGCAGGAAAUGCUUACAUUUCCAAAUCUUUACUACAAAAAGAAUUAAAGUGGGAAAGUGAGAGGGCUCAAAAAGCAUUGGAUCACAUGGUAAAGGAAGGACUAGCUUGGAUCGAUCAGCAGCCUGAAGAUGAACCAUUAUAUUGGUUUCCGAGUUUGUUUACUGCAUGUGUCGCUUCAAAAACUUGAAGAUGUACAACUCACAUUUGGUAAAUCACUUUAGUUUUUGAGUUUUUAAUUGAAAAAUAAU
Copidosoma floridanum is the source of this 1254-nucleotide messenger RNA. It is a transcript of the gene lsn, whose product is annotated as vacuolar-sorting protein SNF8. Lineage: Eukaryota; Metazoa; Arthropoda; Insecta; Hymenoptera; Encyrtidae. The record is from RefSeq and is a predicted model, not a curated record. Gene Ontology annotation, cellular component: ESCRT II complex. Gene Ontology annotation, biological process: protein transport to vacuole involved in ubiquitin-dependent protein catabolic process via the multivesicular body sorting pathway.